UUUACAUGUAGUAGCACGCGAAUGUGCUGCCAUCGUACACAAUUUUAGAGUAACAUUUUUAACAAAAAAAUAUCUCGCCUAAAUUGGGGGUAUUUCAUACACGUUUUGUGUGGCGGCCAUCGUGCACGUACUUUUCCUUUGUUAGUGAAAUAAUUGUGUUUUUACUAAGUUUAGUGUAGUGUUUUGUGUUUGCGGAUAAAAUGGGAAAACGCAAACAUCGUGAGGAAGAUGAGGAAGAUUACUUGGAAAGAAAAAUCCGAAGUCUCGAGAGGAAAAGAUUGAAGAUUCGUCGCAGGCGCCGUCAUCGUAGUUAUAGCCCUAGUACGUCCUCAUAUACAGAUAAUGAAUAUGAGUAUGCGGACCAAGAUAUCGGUGAGCCCGAUCCCUUGCUAGAGGAUUCGCAAUAUGAAGAAUCCCCAUUGACCAACAAUACUGUAUACGACUUAACCGAUGAUGAGGUCGGUGCUUCAACGUCGGGUGCGCUGCCUGCUGCUGGCGGGCUGCGAUCGGUGGUCAUACAGAAUAGAAGCGCCGCCGGGCCCCGCGCGGUGGACGCGCCGGCCCCCGCGCCCCCUCCCGCACCCGCCGCCGCCGUCGCGCCGGCGUGCGCGCCCGCGGCCGCGACCACCACGCCGGCUGCGCCCGCUCCCGCGCCUACAUCCGCAGCUACCACCACACAGGUGACCGGUGAACAAAUUGGUUUACAAGAAUCUACGCCGAUUGUGACCGCGCUUGAUCCCGGUUUAUUAUGUUUGUUGGGCGAUGAGCCCGUAAAAGAAGAAACAUUUGGUCCUUGCAUUCACGACGAUAUCUCGACGAGAUGGUCCGACAUUCUAGUUAAUGCCGUCGUCGGCGUCGCGGCCGCCGCCUCGCCAGAGUCGCCAGACGCCAGCGAGGACGAGCUACACGCGUGGCGGGCGCAGACCGCCGCCGCCGUCCCGCCGCGCGAGCGACCGCCGAGCGCCGCCGCCGCGGCCGCACACCCGGACCUCGCGCCGCUAGCAUCGGAUGCUGAUACACAACCUCAGUGUCGAACACAAGCUGCACAGGAGCCUUACCCUGGUUGCCGGAGUGUUGUCCGGGCGGCGUUCAUGAGGCAAGGCACUCCUGCAGAAGCGGCAGACAUCAUGCUAGCGUCACUUACAGAAACCACACUUAAGCAAUAUAAUUGUUAUUUAAAGAAAUGGUAUAUAUUUUGUAAGGAAAAAUGUUAUGAUAUUUUUGAUGUCGGCGUAGCAGAAGUAUUAGAUUAUUUCACAUUACUUUUUAAUCAAGGUUGUCAAUUUGGAUCAAUUAAUACUGCGAAAGCAGUUUUGUCAUUAAUAUUGAAUAAUAAUGUUAUAAAUAAUCCAACUGUGAAACGUUUUAUGACGGGAGUAUACAAACUGCGGUCUCCAAAUCCACGAUAUGAUUUUACUUGGGACCCUUCAAUCGUUCUUAAUCAUUUAAGUUGUUGGUAUCCAAAUGAAAGCCUUUCUUACGAGCAUCUUUCUAGGAAGUUAAUAACUAUUUUGGCAUUAGUUACGGCACACCGUGUGCAAACCUUAUCGUUAAUCAAGCUAAGUAAUAUUCAUAAAUGUAAUAAGAAAUAUAUUAUUAACAUUACAGAUAAGAUUAAGACAUCCGCAGUUAAUCGCAUUCAGCCAAAACUGAUUCUGCCUUAUUUCGAUGAAAAUCAGUCAAUUUGUCCUGCAAGGACUUUAGAACGUUAUUUGGUUGUCUCAUCUACCAAUCGCCCAAGCGAUUGUGAUUUUCUUUUUACAAGUUUUAAAAAACCAUUUAGAAAAGUGUGUUCACAGACCUUGAGUCGAUGGAUCAAAACCACUUUGCUCGAGAGUGGUAUUGAUACAUCGAUCUUCAAAUCGCAUAGUACGAGACACGCAAGUACGUCAGCAGCCAACCGGCUCGGGGUUAAUAUAGAACUGAUUAAGAAGACCGCCGGUUGGUCAGAUAAUUCCUUGACGUUCGCUAGGUUCUAUAAUAGAGAUGUUCUGGCGGACUCGUCCGAAGUAUUUGCUCGUACAAUAUUACAUGGUAAUAAUAAUUGAAGUGUCUGUUGAUUACAGUUAAACUGACGUAAACGUUUGUUUUAUUUAUAUUUUUCAAACAUACAUGUUUCAUUUAAUCUGCUAUUUCGUGUAACUCUAAACAUCUACAUGUAAAGUAUAGUGUAAUCACGAAGGGCGAAUCACAGAAGUUUAAUAGAUAAUCAAACGAACUUACCUGUAAGUGAUGUUCGAUGACUAUUAAACGAUGUGAUUCGCCCGAGUGAUUACAACCCUCCCUGACCCGAACUGGUCAAGCUCCAGAUUCUACCCAAUUGGUCACGAAAUAGCACA
Leguminivora glycinivorella is the source of this 2339-nucleotide messenger RNA. RefSeq lists its product as uncharacterized. Gene Ontology annotation, molecular function: DNA binding. NCBI's taxonomy places the organism in Eukaryota, Metazoa, Arthropoda, Insecta, Lepidoptera, Tortricidae. Gene Ontology annotation, biological process: DNA integration; DNA recombination. Bases 201 to 2048 code for a protein of 615 amino acids. The transcript has 5 exons. The record is from RefSeq and is a predicted model, not a curated record.